Messenger RNA from Rotaria sp. Silwood2, 1245 nucleotides. The record is from the annotation of a GenBank genome assembly. NCBI's taxonomy places the organism in Eukaryota, Metazoa, Rotifera, Eurotatoria, Philodinida, Philodinidae.
AUGUCAAAUCGUUAUAUUUAUACAUUUUGUGUUUCGAGGUCGACGAGUCGCACACUCAUAUGGAAAUUAGACCACGAUCAUUUCUUUUAUGAUAUAACAAAAACUAGUCAACAAAUUCAGCAAGCUUUUGAUGACUGGGCUAGCUACACUAAAUUAACUUUUCGUCAAGCGACUGCACAAGAAAAGGCUGAUUUUCAUUUGGUUUUUGCAUAUGGCAAUCAUUCAGAUGAAUAUCCAUUUGAUGGGCGUGAUGGAGUUCUAGCGCAUGCCUUUCCUCUUGAACACCACCAUCGUGGGUAUGUUCAUUUUGAUUCAUCUGAAAUAUGGUCAGACAAUUCCAAUAUUGCAGACAAUGCCCGAUGGAUACAGAAAGCGGUGACUGUUGCUGGAGGUCAUGGAGAAGGCAAUGCUACCAAUCAACUUAAUCACCCUCGUGGUCUCUUUGUUGAUGAUGAUCAAACAAUAAUCAUCGCUGACACUGACAAUCAUCGUAUCAUACAAUGGAAGAUAAAUAAGACGAAUGGACAAGUGGUAGCUGGUGGUAAUGGCCAAGGAAAUCGAUUGGAUCAGUUAGAUCGACCAACUGAUGUAUUAAUCGACAAAGAGACAUAUAGUCUCAUUAUUUGUGAUCGAGGAAAUCGACGAAUCGUACGAUGGUCUCGUCAUAGCGGAGCAACUCAAAGAGAAAUCCUUAUCGACAACGUCGCUUGUCGAACAUUGGCCAUGGAUGAUCAGAAAUGUCUCUACAUUUCUGACGCCGACAAAAAUGAAGUAAGACGAUAUCAAAUAGGAGACAAGAAUGGAACUAUAGUGGCUGGUGGCUAUGGCAAAGAUGAUGGUCUCAAUCAACUCAAUGAUCCGUACUUCAUCUUUGUCGAUCAUCAACAGGUUGUCUAUGUGUCAGACAAAGACAAUCAUGCCGUGAUGCAAGGGAAAAACGGAGCAAAAGAAGGAAUUGUCGUCGCCGGAGGCCAAGGCUACGGGAGCGCUCUGGCACAAUUAUCGUAUCCUUACGGACUGUUCGUUGAUACGUUGGCUACCAUCUAUGUAUCGGACUCGUUGAAUAAUCGAGUGGUGCGUUGGCCUAAAGGAGCGAAACAGGGCACGGUCAUUGUGGGUGGAAAUGGUUAUGGAGAAGGAGCAAAUCAAUUCAAAGGUCCCGUCGGUUUGUCCUUCGAUCGGCAUGGCAAUCUCUAUGUAGUUGAUCAUUGGAAUAAUCGUGUUCAACGAUUCUCUAUCGAAUAG